Messenger RNA from Scheffersomyces coipomensis, 4834 nucleotides. RefSeq lists its product as uncharacterized. The transcript has a single exon. Gene Ontology annotation, cellular component: vacuolar membrane; Seh1-associated complex. The record is from RefSeq and is a predicted model, not a curated record. Lineage: Eukaryota; Fungi; Ascomycota; Pichiomycetes; Serinales; Debaryomycetaceae. Bases 195 to 4796 code for a protein of 1533 amino acids. Gene Ontology annotation, molecular function: signaling adaptor activity; protein binding. Gene Ontology annotation, biological process: cellular response to amino acid starvation; positive regulation of TORC1 signaling.
UUAUAACCGAUCAUUAGAGCAAGUAUACUCUCUUUAUACCAUCGCACAGUAAAAAAUCUGAACCAAACCUCAAACCAAAAAAAUUCCCCAACCACAAAAAAUCCCAAAGCAGUAACUUAACCAUUAUUUACAGCCCAAUUUCAAUCCCAUCAAAACUAUACCAUACAACCACAUCACACAGUCUAAUAAAGCCAAUGAUUGAUCCUAAUGAUUCAGUAACAUUUGGGAAUUCCCUUCUGUUACGAGUUGAUGGGGCAAUUGGGGCCAUGUCUUUAUCUCCCAAUGGUAGAGAUGCUUUAUUAGCCGGUAGAAGAGGAUUAUUUGUGAUUGAUUUAGAUGAUCCAUUCACCACUCCAAGAUGGUUACAUCAUAUCACUUCAUGGGAAGUGGCUGAUGUUCAAUGGUCUCCUCAUCAUUUCUCCAAACCUUCUUGGUGUAUAUCUACAUCUAAUCAAAAGGCUCUUCUUUGGGAUUUAUCACGACCUUCCAAUAAUGCCAUCUUCAGUGUAUUACACAAUCAUGCUAGAGCUAUUACAGAUAUCAAUUUCCAUCCUUCUGAUCCUGAAUUAUUAGCCACUUGUUCCAUUGAUACAUUCAUCUUAAGUUGGGAUAUGAGAACUCCUAGAAAACCAGUAGCUCAAUGGGCAGAAUGGAGAGCUGGUGCAACUCAAGUUAAAUGGAAUCAUGAAAAUCCUUAUGAAAUAGCAUCAAGUCAUGAUAAUAAUUUCUAUGUUUGGGAUUCUAGAAAAGGAGCAUUACCUCUUGUUAAAGUUAAUAAAGCUCAUAAUGGGAAAAUCAAUGGAUUGGAUUUUAGUAAUGGUUCAUCAAAUGUUAUAACUUGUUCUAAUGAUAAUACGAUUAAAUUUUGGAAUUUAAAAAAUGAUGAAGCGAUUAAAUUCUCUAAUAAUUUUAAUUAUUUUGCUAGUAAAGAUACUGAUUCAUCAGGUUUAAAACCUACUGUGGUGAUUGAAACUGAUUUCCCUAUAGCGAGAGCUAGAUCUUUACCAUUUGGAAGUGAUAAGGCAUGUGGGAUAAUGCCUCUUCGAGGAGGUCAAGAUUCAAUUCAUAUAGUCAAUUAUGAUGAUGAAUUUCAACAAGCAGCCUUAACUAAUCAAACUCAAGUUAUAAGUAAUUUCGGCAAUGAUGAAAAAUCAAAUUAUUCAUUCAAAGGUCAUAAUGGUCCUAUGAAAGAUUUCCUUUGGAGAACCAAACAAGAAAAAUAUGCUGGGUUUGAUUCUAAAAAUAAACAUAAGGAUUUCCAAUUGGUUACUUGGUCUUCAGUUGAUUAUGAUUUGAAAUUAUGGCCUCAUGAUGAUGAAUUAUAUAGAAGAGUUAAUUAUAAUCCUUCUUAUCAUAAUUUAUUAGGAAGUUUCAAACCGGAUGAUGAACCGGAAAGUGAUAAUAAUAGCACUCGACCUCAAUCUCCCUCUGUAGGCGAGAUUCAAGAAUAUAAUUAUAAAACUUAUUUAAUAGAACCUGAAGUUUCUAUCGAGGAUUUGAAACGGAAAAAUAAUGGUGAUUUAUUAUCAUCAUUAACGUCAUAUCAAAUCUAUGAAAAAUAUCAAAAACAGUAUAAUAAUAAUAACAAUAACAAUACCAGUGAUGAUUUAUAUAAUCAAUUAAAUCAUUUAGAUUGGAUAUCAGGAGUUAGAAUGGGUCGUGCUGGUCAUGUGCCUCAUAGAAAUGCCAAUGGUAUUGUGAGUGGGAAAGAUAGUGAUGAUGGAGUUAUUGAUGGUCCUUCCAAUUUAGGUGAAGAAGUAAGUAUUGUGGGUCAUAAAUUUCCUAAAGUUAGAUUUGAAAGAAUAUCAGUUUCAACCGGUGAAUUAGUAUUAAGUUUAAGAGGACCAGUUCCAAGUCCUAAUGAAAAGGAAAAGGAUAAAUCAGAUGAUGAUCCUAAUAAAAGUUCAAUCUUGGAUAAUUUUGAUUCCAAGAAUUCAAUCAGUGCAAGUGGUGUUGGUGAACCAUCUGAAAUUGGUGAAAGUGUAGCGACCAAUAAUACUAAUAAUACCAAUAAUGCCACUACAUCCAUACCAGGUAUUAGUGUUGCUGCCAAUAACAAUAUCGUUAGUAGUAAUCUUACCGCUAAUAAUAGUACCGCUACUAGUAAUAAUAAUAUCACCACAGGUAAUUCGAAAUCAGUACCAUCAGUCAGUGAUGACUCAAAUCAAGAUCAAAUAUUGGUUUUCAUUCGAUUACAAAUUAAAUUCCCUAAAGAGUAUCCAUACUUGGAAGAAAUCAAUUAUUCAUUAAAUGCUAAGAAAUUAGCUAAAUUACAAAAACAAAAUCUUGUUAAAUUUGAAAUUGAAGAAACUCAUGAAUUAACUCGAGAUAUCAAAGAUGAAAUGAUUUUAAAUUUAAAUGAAAUCGCCGAAUUCUACACCAAUAAACAUAAACGAUUCACUUUAGAGCCAUGUUUACGGUAUUUAAUGGGGGAUAAGAUGGAUCUAAACGAUGAAUUAAUGAUGGAUACCAGAACUGAUAGUAAUGAAGAACAUGGUGAUGGUGAGUUUAUUCAAGAAGUUGGAGCAGAAGGAUGGGCUGAUGAUUUGAUUAAUCAACAACCAGGAUAUAUGAAUAAUCAAAUGAAAGAUGAAUCUUCAGGUGAAGAGGAUAAUGAUGGAUUUAAUGAUUUGAUCGUUCAUAAUGAUGAAUUAUUAAGAAGUAUUGAUAGUGUGAAUAAAUUGAAUAAAAUGAAUGAUAGUAAUGGUGGGGCUAAUGCUGGUGAAAUUGAUGAAAGUAAUAAAGAACCUGUAUUUGAUUCAACACCAAUACCGAAAGGGUGCGGAGCAGUUUGGUCUCCUACUGGCCAUUUAGUAUGUUUUUUCAUUCCAAAGGAUAAUGCUGAAGAAGAAGAAAGUGCAUCUCAAAAGAAAUUCAAUAUCUUUAAAUUCACUGAUGGAGGGUUUAGUUUAAAUACUCAUGAUCAUACUCAUCACCAUCAUCACCAUCAUCAUGUAGAACCAGAAUCAGAUGAAUCUGAGGAAGUAGAAGAUGAUGAUCAAGAGAUUCUGAGUGAUUCAGACCAAUCCCAAAAUUCAGCUGCUGGCAGUGAUGAUGAAAGUAUUGAAUCUAUCACAUCAUCCUCAUCAGAUGAUAGUUUUACCAAUGAUUGGGAUGAAAUCUUAGAAACUGAUGCUCCUGCUCGUACUCGUGUUCCAGGAAUGUUUGUUGGAUUAGGUAAUAGAUAUAUCAAUCGUCAUAAUAAUACUAAAUCGGGCUCAUUCAAUCGAUUUGCCAGUCAUGGAGGUGGUACUAUUUCAAAUUAUAAAUCUUCCAUUAGAGAUGGUAAUAAAAAGAAACGAAGUAGAGAUAAAAAAGUAAAGAAUAUCGUCGGUAUAUUUGAUUUCAGACAUUUAUUACCGGAUAAAUAUGAAUUAGCUUGUGAAUAUCGUGUUUUAGGAGAUUCUCCAGAAAAUCUUGCCCGAUAUAAUAGUGAAGUUGCUUUGAAAUAUGGUUUAACUGAAAUAAGUGAUGUAUGGAAGAUAUUAGAAGUGAUAUUAUUAAAAUAUGUUCAAAUGAAUGAUAUUUAUACUGAACAUUAUCCUUCUUAUUUAGGUCCUAAUUUAAAGGAUAUUAAAACUAGUCAAACUUUAAAUCAAUUAAUGAAUAGUAAUAUUGCUAAAAAGAUUAUUACUAAACCUGGUCCAUUCUUUUGGGGUACUCAUCCAUUUGGAUCAAAUUGGUUAAUUAAAGAAAUAUUUAAUUAUUUUGAAUUAAAAUUAAAUGUGCAAAUGCUUACUAUGAUGUCAUGUAUACUAUAUGAGAAUCCAACGAAUUUCCUUAGAAGUCCUUCACGUCAAGAUUUAGCUUUAAAUAUUCCAAUCCAUACCCCAUAUCAAGUAUUACCACCUCCACCAUCAAUCAUUGCUGUGAAGAAAUUUAAUGAAGAAAGUCUAUUAUCAGGUAGUAAUAAUCAAAGUAGUCCUGAUGAACUGAACUUCCCAUCUGUAAGUCAUCGAAAUUCAAAUAAUCUGAUGGUUAUUUACAAUCAUACUCAUGGUAUUAAAUCUUUAGAUGGUGAGUUUUUAUUUAAUGAUUAUUCACCUCCAGAUCGAACUAAUGGUAGGAAACAUAUUUUACCUGCCUUGACUCCUUCAUCAUAUAAUGAAACUAGUAUUUCAUUAGAUAAAUAUAAGGUUAUCAGUCCUCAGCAACUGUUAACUAAAGCUAGAACACUUAGUCAUCUUGAAUCCAAGAGAACUCCAAAACCACUUAAUAAGAAAGCAUCCAUCAGACAUAUUAAUAGUACCAUUAGUAAUAAACUUCAAAAGAAAUUAAAUGGAUCAUUACCAAUUGUUAAUAUUGAAUUUCAAAACUCCAAUGAAUUUGAUAUGUUUGAAGAUAAUUAUACUCUUAGUUUAUUACUGUCUCAAGAUGAAUUAAAGAUUAAUGGAUAUAGACAACAAUACGCCGAUAUGUUAUUUUCAUGGCAAUUACCCAUUAAUCGUAUCAAAAUAUUAAAAUUCAAUCAUCCACCUACAGCGGUUAAAAAUUCAAAUAGUACAAGUGAACAUGCAUGUCAAUUUGGAAUCAGAUUUAAAGUGAGACAGUUCUCCACUCAAGAGUUUAUCCAGUCCGUAACGACGAUACCUACAUCUAGAUCGAAUGCUUGGAAUACAUCUAAACGGAAUAUGAUCAAAUAUUGUAAUUUAUGUAAUUUGAUCGUAGCGAAGAAUCUUAUUGUGUGUACUAAUUGUGAACAUAUUUUACAUACUGAAUGUGCAGCUCAAUGGUGGCAAGAUGGUGAAGAGGAUUGUCCUAGUGGAUGUGGUUGUAAUUGCUUACAACAUGUUUGAAAGUUAAAUAGACCUGUAAUAUACGAAAUCAUUUUAGA